UUUACAGUUACCCAAACGUUUGACAUCCAGUUUUGAGUGCCUGCAUCUAUGCUGUCAUGGUUUACAUCACCGACUUCCCUCAGGAACUUCAUUAGUGUCUUGUGAUGGCAUUCAAGAUGACUGGGAUCAAGUACCUGGCUUGUCUGUGGCUCAUCACACAGACUGGAUGUGUAUGCAGUGACAUUCAGUUCUUGGAGAGGCAUGAGGGGGAGUCCGUUGUUCUUCCCUGCGCGGUUGAGCAGAGAAACCCGGCGCCCUUCAGUGUCUACCUGAAGCGCAGCUGGCUGAAUCCCGGUGAAGUGCUGUUCAUGUACACCAAAAAGGAGUUCAGUGUGGGUAAUGAUGACGACAAGAACCGCACCAGCGUCAGCGGAGACCCGAGCAGCCACUCUCUGAAUGUGACCAUCUCUCAGCUGAGGGUCAGUGACACAGACCGCUACUACUGUGAGUUUCUUGUGGAAAACCGUUUCUCUGAAGACGAACAGCUGCGUGGAAAGACUGAAUUCUUCCUCCUUGUUGGUGCCGACGCCCCUGGGACGGUGAACAUAGGGUUGGUAGAGACGUGCGCUGGGGGCUCGGUCUUGCUCCCCUGUCUCCCCCCGCACGGGGAGGGCUUGGCCGUGGAGGGGGUGAGUCUGAAGCGGCAGAGGGACCGGGAACCUGUGGAGGUGUUGUACCACUCAAAGCGUCACCACAGCAGCCGCCAUCAGUCCUCUUCCCAGUUCCCAGUUGAGAAGGUCCAGUUGUCCUCGGCGCCCGGCCCCGGCGGCAUCACCUACAACCUCACCCUGCAGCAGCUGCAGCCAGACGACAGCGCCCUGUACAGCUGCCAGCUGCUUCAGCGGGGCAGGCCCGAGAGCGCCACCAGUCUAGGGAGACAAGUAUUCUUUGUUUCUGUGCAAGGAGGUCGGUGUGGCUGCUCCAGCUACUCUACUCUGCUAUAUGCUUUGUCCUCAGCCGUGGCCGUUCUCUUCCUCCUGCUCCUCCUCGGAUUUCUGGUGAUUUAUCGCGGCAAAGCACGCCGCAGUGUCAAGUCACACCCUCAGGCCCCUAUCUAUGAGGAGAUGACCGGAGUGAAGCCUCUCAGUCAAAAACUGGCCCCUUGCCAUCUGGAGGAAAUGGAGUGCUCUGAGUAUGGAAACUGCCCUGCGAAGAAAUCCUGUCCUCAAAACCAUUAUGAAAGCCCCAGUGGGGCCCUCUGCCCCAGGAGUGUGUCUCAGAAAUGAAAUAUGAGACCUUCUCACCAACAUCAUGAACUAGACCAACUUAACAACUCAGCUGCCUGAAACUCACUGGACUCCAGUUAGCACCAGAAGUUUCUUCAACAGAUUUUAACAGCAAAAAGUCUCCUAAUACAGUUUCUUUUUAUAAUCUCAUGUAUAUGAGUCUGUUGAUAGUUUGAAAGAGUGUUUAUACUGGGGCAUUACCUUUCUUAAUGUUGGCUGCCAAUGGGGUGGAUGACGUGUGAAAAUCUCCCUUCACAUUUAUAUCCCAAUGUUGAUAUGUAAUACAUUUUCUGGAAAACAGAAAAGGUCCCCUGUGGAGUUUUUUAGCAAACAUACAUUAUUUAGCCCACUGUCAGCGGAAGUGGUUUGGACCAAACAACAGAAACACUGGUCACAGUACAGUUCAACAGCACCGCAAACUACCUCCCCUAAAAUGUCCAUUAAGUUGAAUCAACACCUCUCUAAAACAGUUUUCAACAAAAACUGAACAUUAUAUCAUUCAUGAAGGCAGGAUUAGAACUCAAUUAGUUUUAGAAAGGUGUACCUAAUAAAUAGAAAUAAAGUAUACAUUGUUUAAAUCCAUGCUUGCUAGCUGUCUUCUUUCUUGCAUUUCAUAGCACAUUAAUCCACUGAUCGAAAGUUUGUGGCAGUAGUGUAAGGGGUGAGUUGUGCUCAAAUAGAACUAUUUCAUACAGCAUGUCAGAAAGCAAGUGUGUUUACAGUUGUUUUGAAUAGCCUCACUCAAAUGAGGGGUGAAAAGCGAUAUUGUUUUAAUAUGAGGAUAAUUGUGCACAUUUUCAGACAUUCACACUUGUUUGUAAAAGUGGUUCUUACGAAGUAUACUGGCAUCUUAAAAACAGUCAUGACAUUACAUGGGCGACUUGUACACAAGAUUACUAAGAAAAAGGGAAAAACUGCACUACUAGGGGCCAUAAAACUCCACUGGGUACCUAGAAAUAUUUGACAAAUCAAAGUACAAUAUCACAUUGAUGCUUAAAUUAUAUAUUUCCAUAAAGCAUAUUUACUUAUGGAUUUGCAACAUUGUCCACAGUGACCUAAUACAACCAGCAAUAUGAAAGGGAUAACAGAUUUGUCACCUCACUGUAUAUACUAUCAUCCCUCCUUUAAUAUACUGUAUGUUACUGUACUGUACUAUUUUUUGCCUCGCUACUGUUCUUAUAUUUAGCAUGCAUUAAAAUAAUGAAAAUGCUUUAAAAUCAUUGUAUCAUUGGUGAAGCAAACUAGGAGAUUAUUAAAAAAAGGGGACAAGACACCCAAUAACA
Molecule: messenger RNA, 2509 nt
Organism: Micropterus salmoides (largemouth bass)
Lineage: Eukaryota; Metazoa; Chordata; Actinopteri; Centrarchiformes; Centrarchidae
Gene: cd7al
Product: cd7 antigen-like
Exons: 5
Coding region: 105-1226 (373 amino acids)
Biological process (GO): adaptive immune response
Cellular component (GO): membrane
Molecular function (GO): signaling receptor activity
Source: RefSeq, a predicted model, not a curated record